Messenger RNA from Brettanomyces nanus, 1656 nucleotides. RefSeq lists its product as uncharacterized. The record is from RefSeq and is a predicted model, not a curated record. The coding region runs from base 1 to 1656 and encodes 551 amino acids. The transcript has a single exon. Gene Ontology annotation, cellular component: high-affinity iron permease complex. NCBI's taxonomy places the organism in Eukaryota, Fungi, Ascomycota, Pichiomycetes, Pichiales, Pichiaceae. Gene Ontology annotation, molecular function: ferroxidase activity; copper ion binding. Gene Ontology annotation, biological process: reductive iron assimilation; cellular response to iron ion starvation.
AUGGAUGGACCUGUCGGCGUGACUCAGUGUCCUAUACCGCCAGGUAAGACUUUUCUUUAUGACUUCGUGGUUGAACAAUCUGGCACAUAUUGGUAUCAUAGUCACUCGGGAAGUCAAUAUAGCGAUGGGCUGAGGGCUAUGGUUAUUGUUCAUGAUUCAGAGGUGGAAUCCAAGUAUAAAUAUGAUGACGAACGCUUGUUUUCUGUCAGUGAUUGGUACCACGACACCAGUGAUGUUCUUGCGGAACGUCAACUAACAAGAUACAAUCCUACAGGUGCUGAACCUAUUCCUCAGAGUAUGUUGUUCAAUGAUUCUAAGAAUGUCACUGUUAGCGUUGAGCCGGAAACUACAUAUAUCAUUCGCAUUGCUAAUAUCGGCAUUAUGGUUUCUCAAUACAUAUUCAUAGAAGACCACGAAUUUGAGAUAGUUGAAGUUGAUGGUGUCUAUACGAAACCUGCUAGGGCCAACAUGCUUUAUUUGGCUGUUGGUCAGAGAGCAUCCAUCUUACUUAAAACAAAGAGUUUGUCCGAUGUUAACAAACAAUUUUGUAUUGUCCAAUCACUGGAUACUUCAAUGCUUGACGCUAUUCCAAAAGAUCUUCAGGUGACUUCCAUCAGCUAUCUUUCAUAUGACAAGUCAAUGGCCAAAUCUGUUCCCAGAAAGGAAUUCUAUGACAUUGAUUCUUAUGAACCUUUUGACGACUUCAAUUUGGAGCCCCUGAUAAAUCAACCUCUUCUUCCGGAACCUGAUCAUGUAAUACAUCUUAAUUUGCAUAUGGAUAACUUAGGGGAUGGUGUUAAUUAUGCAUUUUUCAACAACUUAACUUACGUCACUCCUAAAGUUCCGACGUUACUAACUGCCUUAACAGCUCCGGAUAAUCUAGUGAUGAACGAUAGGAUAUACGGAGAGAAUACAAAUGCUUUUGUUUUGAGUGGAGGGGAUGUUGUUGAUUUAGUGGUCGAUAAUGAUGACUCGAACAAGCAUCCCUUACAUAUGCAUGGCCAUCAGUACCAGGUUGUUGUUAGAUCUCAAGAGUACGAAGUUCCACACCAUUUCCAAUACGAAAAUGCCAGCGAGUUUCCUGAACAUCCCUGCGUUAGGGAUACCUUGACUGUGAAUACUUAUGGACACGCAGUAAUCAGAUUUAGAGCCGAUAAUCCUGGUAUAUGGUUUUUCCAUUGCCAUUUGGAUUUUCAUCUUGAGCAAGGCUUAGCUAUAGUAUUGGUCGAAGCUCCAGACGUACUUAGAGAUCAACUAAAAUAUGAUUCCCUUCCGUUUGACUACAUUCAGACUUGUCUUGCAGCUGAUAUGCCCACUAAGGGUAAUGCGGCUGGAAAUACGGAAGACUGGCUUGAUCUAGCUGGUCAGAAUCUUCAGCCAAAGGCAUUACCUUUGGGCUUUACACUUAAAGGAUACAUAGCGCUUGCCGCAUGUGCAAUAUCUGCUCUUUGGGGUUUAUGGGAAAUAUCUAUCUUUGGUAUGAGUGACGUCAACAAGCAAUUCCAGGACAGAAUCGACCACGAGAAGUUGGUAGUGAAGGAUCUCAUACUGAAGCUUAGCGACGAGAAGGACAGGGUAUCAGGCAAGAAUCUUCGACAAAUCACCGAAAUGCUUGCAGAACUCGACGAACUGGAUCAUAAGUUUGCGCAACUAUGA